Molecule: messenger RNA, 2580 nt
Organism: Prunus mume (Japanese apricot)
Lineage: Eukaryota; Viridiplantae; Streptophyta; Magnoliopsida; Rosales; Rosaceae
Product: Nucleotidyltransferase family protein
Molecular function (GO): RNA uridylyltransferase activity
Source: RefSeq, a predicted model, not a curated record
UCUCUCUCUCACUUACAUGCUCCUUUUUAUUAUUCUUUCUUAAAGCACUCUCUCUCUCUCUCCCCCACUUCCAGACUAUUUUUUGGAGGAGUCGCUUCAGAGACUGGGAGUCUGCGACUGCUCAAAAACAGAAAAUUCGAAGAAGCCCAUACUCAGCCCAGCCCAGCCCAAUGGCCGGCGGUGGAGGUGACGCUCCGCCUCUGCCGGCGUCUAACGGCGGCGAGUUCCUUCUGUCCUUGCUCCAACAGAAGCCUCACCUCCUUCACCACCAACAGCAACAUCAACAGCAGCAACAACAAUCUCCGGUGCUUGAUCCGGCGGUGGCAGCCGUGGGCCCCACCCUCCCCUUCCCGCCGAUACCGCCGUGGGCAUCAUCCAACGGCCGGGAUCAUCUUUCUCAGCUCCCCAACCCUUCUUCUUCUUCUCUCUGGUCCACCCAAUCUCCUCCUUCUCCUUUCAACUUUCUAGGGUUUCCCCAAAACCUCUAUCCCUCUCCCUCUCCUCCCAAUCCCUUUCCCCAAUUUGGUGGAAAUCAGUUCCCUGGAAACCUCGCCCUUACGGACGAUUUGAGAAAUCUAGUAGGGUUUCAGAGUCCGAGCAAUAAUGCCCUCCAAAGCCAAAACCUUGCCCAGCUGAAACAGCAGCACCAAGAGCAGCAGAAGCUCAAGUUUAGUUACUUGCCCAGCGAUAUUAUCCGAAAUCCCGAGCCUUCAGUGAAUGCCAACACAUCCUCUGAGGUUUCCAAUCUCAGCAAUGGCUUCGACCGGAGUCUCAAUUUGAAUCCGAACAAUUCUUCCACUUCGAAUGAGUUUCGGCAUGGAAAUCCUGAUACUUUCAAUUCUCGGGAGCAGGAACGACGGGGCGGAGGUGGAGGUGGAGGUGGAGGUGGAGGUGGAGGUGGAGGUGGAAGGGGAAAGCAAUUUCAGAGGAAUGCUCCACCGCCUGGGUUUGGGAACAAUUCGAGAGGAGGAGGGAAUUGGGAUUCUGGGAGUAGAAGGAGAGACUUUGAGCACAAUGUGGAUCGGGAAAGGCAGAGUUCAAGUGAAUUUGUGAGGAACCGGGAUGCUUCUUUUGAGGAUGAGAGAGUGAGAAGAUUGGCAAGUGAAGACAGUCGAAUUCGAGGCAAUGGGGCUCGUGGAUUGGGGUUCAGUGCACAGCUUGAUGAUCCUGGUCCGCCCACUGGCGCCAAUCUUCAUUCGGCUUCAGCUUCAGAGAUUGAAAAGUCGAUGAUGAAUUUGCAGCAUGAAAAGGAUGACAAGAAUGAGGAGGAUGACAAGAAUGAGGCGAAGCAACACCAUAAUUCGCGCGAAAAGGAUUCAAGAUCAGAUAACAGAGGACAACACCCACUUAACCAAAGAAUGAGAAUCUUCAGAAGACAGAUGCAAUGUCGCUUUGACAUAGACAGGCUAAAUGCUCCUUUUCUUGCAAUUUAUGAUUCCUUGAUACCAACUGAGGAAGAGAAGGCUAAGCAGAAUCAAUUAUUUACAUUAUUAGAGAAAUUAAUAACCAAGGAAUGGCCUGAAGCUCAGCUGUAUGUCUAUGGGUCGUGUGGCAACUCAUUUGGAGUUUCUAAAAGUGAUAUUGAUCUUUGUCUUGCAAUUGAUGUGGCAGAUGACAAGAAGUCUGAGAUCUUAUUAAGGUUGGCAGAUCUUUUGCAAUCAGACAAUCUACAGAAUGUGCAGGCGUUGACACGUGCUAGGGUUCCCAUAGUAAAGCUUAUGGAUCCUGUCACUGGUAUCUCCUGUGACAUAUGCAUCAACAAUGUUUUGGCUGUUAUAAAUACAAAGCUUCUUCGUGAUUAUGCAAAAAUAGAUGCAAGAUUACGGCAGUUGGCUUUUAUUGUGAAACAUUGGGCCAAGUCAAGAGGAGUGAAUGAAACUUACCAAGGAACCCUAUCCAGCUAUGCGUAUGUUUUGAUGUGCAUUCAUUUCUUACAACAGCGUAGACCUGCUGUUCUUCCCUGCUUACAGGAAAUGCAGUCAACAUACUCUGUCACUGUUGAGAACAUCAAAUGUGCUUUCUUUGAUCAAGUAGACAAACUUCGAGAUUUUGGAUCCCAUAACAGGGAACCUAUUGCUAAACUGGUGUGGGCAUUUUUCAAUUACUGGGCAUAUGGUCAUGAUUAUGCAAAUUCUGUCAUAUCUGUUCGUACAGGAAGCAUACUCAGCAAGCGGGAAAAAGACUGGACAAGGAGGAUUGGGAAUGAUCGGCAUUUGAUAUGCAUAGAGGAUCCUUUCGAGAUAUCCCAUGACCUGGGUCGAGUGGUGGACAAGUACAGCAUAAAAGUUUUAAGGGAGGAAUUUGAACGUGCAGCCGAGAUCAUGCAAUAUGAUGCAAAUCCUUGUGUGAAGCUCUUUGAACCCUACGUUCCUGGUGUUUAAUUGUUUUCUAGUGGAGUAUAAUUUUGGUGAAGCAGCUAUGGUGAAUGAAAUAAACUAAGAUUGUAAAGUACUGGAGUGCCCCAUUUUCCAUCUUUCUGUGAUGUUUAUAGCUUGUUUAAUGUCUUAGGCUUUAUUUAAAUGUUGCUCAUUGUAAAAAAAAAAAAAAACAUUUUUGUUUAUAUAAAUUUUGUUCUCGUGA